Molecule: messenger RNA, 2503 nt
Organism: Schistosoma rodhaini
Lineage: Eukaryota; Metazoa; Platyhelminthes; Trematoda; Strigeidida; Schistosomatidae
Source: the annotation of a GenBank genome assembly
AUUUUUGGCGGGCGGGCUUUUGGAUUACGACCUGUAGAUUGAUGCCGUGUCCUUCGAAACCUUUCUUAAUACGGCAUGCGAACGUACAGUUCGUUGUAUGGCCUCGUGUAAUACAAAUGGACUUCUGAAGUAUUAUGCAGAUGUCAUUCUAAAUGGGGAUAACCUUCUUUCACUUACCCAACCCCACAAUAGUUUUGAUAACAACGAUUCUACUGAAAUAAAAAAUACUAAUAUAAUGGCUCCUCGGACGGAACCUUCCUUUGUUUCAAUGCCCGUGCAAGUAAACGGUACUUCCAAUGCUAUUAAAAACAACAGCACAAUGGGAAAUGAGGCUGAACAGUCUGUUACUUCUGAACAGGUUUCAUCUGAUAAAUCAGAGAGUUGUCUUGUUACUGACAAUGAGACAUUAAUUCAAAGCUCACAAUUUGAUCAUAUUUCAACAAAGUUUCAAAAUCAAACUGUCUGCGACAAAUUAAUUGAUUAUGAGAGAACUCUUCAAAAUCAUUCUUUGCUCGAGCAACGUUUGUCUGCCUGUUCUCAGCGUUUAUUUCAUAAUCGCACUAGAGCUCUCAGUUUAUUAACACGGUUGCUCGCCUGCAACUCUUCUGUAUCACAAGAUGAAUCACUUUCCAGUGAUUCUCUGCCUAGCAUUAUAUCACCAAACUUGACGUAUGAAGAUACAGAAAGUAGUACCGACGACGAAGCUGAAAUGAAGAAGGCUUUGUCCAGCUCUAAACAGUCUUGGUUAUACACUCGUUCUGUAACGCAUUCAAACUGGCAUUGGUUAUGUACAGAAAUAAAACAUGCUGAAAAAUGUUUACAAAAUCUUUAUAUGUUAAAAAAUAACUCCUAUCCUGAAAAGUUGUCUCAGUAUCAAUGUAAUACUAAUAACACCGAAAAUGAUGCAGAAGUUAGCUGUUCUCGUACAUCUCCAUACAUAAACACCAAACGGAAACGACAUACUUAUCACAAUCUCUCAUCACCUAAAUGCGCUAGUAUAAUACAGGAACUACACAAACAUUCUCGUGGUGAUCCUCACAUUAAAUGCUCUUGCAUUCCCCCAUUUAUUGGACCAUGCAUCUUAUGCUGUGGUGGUUCUGAACCAAGUACCAGUCACAUGGAGUCGGCAAAUAAAUCAGAUGAACGUGAUUUACUUAUGUCAGCCCACUCGUUAAGUAGUCAUAUUCAUCCUAAAUUGUCAAUUCCAGGAGAUGUCCAAUUAGGUCUUCGUUUAGAAUCCCGUCUCGCUGCACAUUCAUCAGUUCAUUUCCGACCCCAUAAAUCCACAGUGCAUUGUGUACAACCGCGGGACAAACCAACUUGCCUUCAGCCAUUGAAGCCUAUAAAUCGCCCUACACCUAACACAUCUAAGCUUAGCACUCAAUCCAAUCAACCAACCGUAAAACCACCCAAGUGUCCGCCAUCACAAACAAGAAAUUCCCAUUUAUGCAAGCGCAAAUUAUUAUCGUCCAAAAACUCACGUAUUUGUCCUUUAUCAUCAGCACAUUCAGUGACGUUACCUCUUAAAACUCCAAAAUCUGUACAGAACUGCAAUAAUAAUAAUAAUAAUAAUAAUAAUAAUAAUAAAACUGAAAAGCAAUAAAUCAUGAUAAAUCUCAAUUACAUUAUCUAAUCUUCGAACGUAUUUGUGCUUUUUCUGUUCAUUGUGUGUAUUGUAUAUGCUUGUGACAUAGAUUAUUAGAUUUCCUUUAUAUAUAUAUACAUCUAUCUAUUCUCAUACCUGUGUAACCUUUCUUUUUUAUUAUUACUAUUAAUCCGGUAAACAAUUAUUUAUUAUCUGUUUACGCCUGCAUAUAUGCAUGCAUUAUUAUUACUAUUGCAUAUAUAUUAUGGUGAACUUGUAUUAAUAAACGCAUUUAUUAUAUCUAGUCCUUCAGUGUAAUUUUCAACAGUCUUUUAUCUUCAUAAAAGAAGAAGGGUUUGGUACACUUUUCAUUCCUUAAUCUAGAAGGAGAAGAAGAAGCCAAUUGAAAUUCACUGUCGUAUUUGUUUACUUUACAAAUCAGAUAAAAAAAAUUUAAUAACAAAUCUUUCAUUUUUCUUACUAAUCAUUAUUACUAUUAUUAUUGGUAUUAGUAGUAGUUAUAGUAUCCCUCUGUCACAACUAUAUAACACCACCACCACUUUUAUCUUAUUUCUGUUUACCGACUAAUGUAUUUUUGUAUCAUGUUCUCCUUUUGAAAUCCGAAAAUUGUAUGAAUCUGAACUGUUUGUUUUGCAAUAAUGUAAGGAUAACACACAUACGUAUUUCUGUUUGUGAAGAAUGUGUGUUAAUCGCUUCCUGGUGUUGUUGCUGUUGCUGUUGUUGUUAUUCUUCAGAAAGAAAAAAAUUCUAUUGUUCAUUUGCUUUUCCUCUUCCUUCGACCAUUUCUCAUCGUUGUAUUAUUAUUGUAUAACAACAGAGAUUUGUAUAUUUUUCUCUUUUUUUCUUUUUUUUUAGAAGUUGUAUAUUCUUACUCAAUAAUCAAAAUUAGUGCAAUUU